Messenger RNA from Blastomyces gilchristii SLH14081, 2859 nucleotides. Its product is annotated as peroxin 3. The transcript is spliced from 4 exons. Gene Ontology annotation, molecular function: protein-macromolecule adaptor activity. Gene Ontology annotation, cellular component: peroxisomal membrane. Bases 472 to 2241 code for a protein of 589 amino acids. The record is from RefSeq and is a predicted model, not a curated record. NCBI's taxonomy places the organism in Eukaryota, Fungi, Ascomycota, Eurotiomycetes, Onygenales, Ajellomycetaceae. Gene Ontology annotation, biological process: protein import into peroxisome membrane.
AUCAAAUACCCUUCCCGAUAACCUUGUACCGCCACACCAAAAUUUGUAUGUAGUGUUACUUUUGAAACAAAUAACUAUAACAAACAAAUCAAGGUAGCGCUACAUAUAAAUUUUGGUGUGGCGGUACAAGAGCUUUACGCUGCGGUAACUAACUAGGUACAAAGUUGAUGACGUAAGUCAAGACAAACACAUGAUAACUUAGCCGAGGAUCUUUCCAUGUCGGCUCCGGCGCGGUUGGCUGGUUGCAGCUGGCGGACGGAGCUAUACCUAGGUAAUCACCGUGCUGGGCAAGAGACAACCCAAACGCGGCUCUUUUACGCUCUUCUUUGCAGUUUCUGAGAGUCUGCAGGUCUACGUCUUUACUAACAGACUUGAGCCAUGAGAUAACUUAACCACCUGGCUGUAAAUUGAAUUGCGAUCCUUCAUAUUCUUGAAGACCCGAUCUCAGCCCAACCCCGAUCUUUUUUCGAAAUGAUAGGCGCGACGAGACGCUGGUUUCGCCGCCAUCGCAAUGGUAUAGCUAUUGGAGUUGGCGUUGUUGGAGCGGGAUAUCUGGCCGGCCAAUAUGUUCUAUCGAAGAUCUCGGAGAGCAGGGAGCGCAUGAGUAGUGAGCGGAUUGCCCGAGAGAAUCUGCGAAGGAGAUUUGAACAAAACCAGACGGACUGCACUUUUACAGUGCUUGCCUUGCUCCCGACGGCGGCGGAGAAUAUUCUUGAAGCUCUACCCGUGGAGGAGUUGACAAAGGAGUUGCAACAGAAGAAGGCUGAACGGCUUGCAAAACUAAAUGCUGGCGAGAUUACGGGCUCAGAUAUUAGUAGCUUAGGUGCCCAGAGUGCGACGGAGGACGAUGGGCGGAGCCUUUCGAGCUUACGGAGUGAGGGGUACGUGCAUACCAGCCAGGUUGCGGAUAGCUCUUCGGGACUGGAGACUCCUAAAUCGAAGAGCAGGACACAGUUGUGGAAUGAUCUGAAGAUAAAUUCUUUGACGAGAUCCUUUACUCUGAUAUACACACUUUCCCUCCUCACCCUCCUCACGCGCAUCCAACUCAACCUCCUCGGCAGACGAAAUUACCUCUCGAGCGUGGUAUCGCUUGCCUCUCCUCCGCAGAAUCAGUCAACAAUCAAUCUUGAGGACCACGACGAUGAAGGUAUUGGACAUGCAUUUGGCAAUGACUUUGAAACCAACCGUCGUUAUCUUACAUUCAGCUGGUGGUUGCUACAUCGCGGCUGGCGACAGCUGAUGGAAAAGGUCAAGGAAGCUGUAGAGGAGGUGUUUGGACCAGUAAAUCCACGAGUGGAUAUCACGCAAGAAAGGCUGUCCGAAUUGACGCUCGCUGUGCGGAAGAAGGUUGAAGGUGCCACGGAAGAAGAGCGGAGAUCGACGAAAUGGCUAUCAUACCUUCUCCCCUCGCGGGACCAGGAAGAUUACGUUCUCAAGGAAUCUGGCGUCCUCUCUGCCUCAGAAACCUCAUCUCUCCAAAAUCCUUCCAGCCUCCGCCAUCUCCUAGACGAGACCUCCGACCUCAUCGACUCCCCGCAAUUCACCCAAAUCCUUACCCUCCUCAACAACGAAGCCUUCUCCGCAUUAAUCGAUAACAAAUGUGCCAUCGAAGCCUUCAAAAGCACCACCCCUGCCCAUCAGACCCCAACUGCCCAAGAAGGCCAACAACAAGAACCACAAAACUUCUCCUCAUCCGUAACCCUCACCCAAACCACAUACGACUCCACAUCUACCCCCGUCUCCAAAGCCAAACUCGCAACCAUCCUAGCGGUAAUCGCCCGCCAAGCACACGUCAUCGGAAACGGUACCGAGCCCCCCAACGACUACAUCACAGCCAUGGAACAAGGCGUACGCGAACUCGAAGCCUUCGCCGCAGUCGUAUACAGCAGCAACUUCUUUGACGCGAAACUGCCUGUCCCCGGCUCGAACCCGGAGGGUGGGGCGUGCCCUGGUGAACCGUCGUCGAUGGCUGCGACUCACAUUGCUAAUGCCACCAAUGACGAUGCGCCGUCGUGGCGUAAUUCGCCUGGUUUCGCUGCGACAGCUGAGGUGGGCGGGUUGGGUGAAGGCAAGGAGGAGGUGGUGGUGGAGGUAGGGGCCGAGGAGAGUAUCGUUGACCUGGGAGCCCAGCCUUCAGGCGAUCAUGGUGCUACUACCCCGAGUUUUGAGAAGGUUUGGGGGAAAGCAGUUGAGGAGCAGCAGCAGCAGCAGCAACAGCAGGAGGAGGAGUGUUCUUCGUGACAUGCUAUGUUAUAUUUAUCUAGUAUUAUUAUUAUUAUUAUUAUUAUCUAUUUCUACUUUAUAUUAUUGGGUACAAUUCUAUCAUUCUUUUUUCUACUACAUAUCUUGGAUUUUCUUUCUUUCUUUCUUUCUUUCUUUCUUUCUUUCUUUUUUUUUCGCGCUUUUAGCUUGAUCAUUCACAACCCCUGGAUUAAUAGUAAAUCUAUUAGAUUUCGCCAUGUGCUUUUAUGCUUUUAUUGUGUGUGCUUUUAUGCACUUGUUUCUCAUCCACUGCUCAUACCCUAUAGACAACCUUAAGGUAUGUGUGUGUGAUUUUGUUUUUUCUUGUACCUAGUGUGAACCGGGCUACGACUCUCCCUGCACUGAACGCACCCGAGCAAGGUCUAAAACCCCCUUCUAGGAGACUUGGCUUGCACAAGCUCAGAAUAAAUACUGUACAUAUUGGAACGACUAAUCCUCGGAGUGUUGUCCCUCUUCUUCUUAAGCGUACAGAGUGCAUUUUAACGUGAGAGGUUCACGUUCGGGAUACCUGACUUUGGUGGAAAUAUACCGUGUGUAUAGUGACUUUGUAUCGGCGUAUGGGGGUGGGGUGGUCGAGAGAGGAAAGUGAGAGUCGGA